CACUUGACUUAUUGAAACUGACAACUUUCAUUGUUAGAUAAAUUUUCAAAUUUUUGCUGACAAAAUUUAAAGUAUUCUAUUGAAAAACAUGGCUCAACAAAGGAAUACCUCCAAAAUAAGUAAAACACCAAGUGGAGCUACUCGACUGACUACAACCUCGACAUUUUCUGAAAUGCAGGCUGAUCCUGGAGCUUCUCAAAAAGGCGGUGGUUCUUGUAGCGCCUGUAGUGCAGCUAGAAGAGGUGGUUCACAAAUAUCUGGAAGUAGACACACUACAACAUCAAGUUCCCGAAGACCAGAAGCAUCUGGAAGUGCCAGAAAUACAUCUGGUGGGCCAUAUCCAGGAUCUGGCCAGGCAGGUGCACGUAUUCGAUAUGCAAUGGACAGCGGAUCGACAUCAAGUAUACCAAGACAAGGAAGGCAAGGUUCUAGGAUUCCGCAAAGGGCCAUCUCAAAGGGAGCACCUUGUAAUGUAUGUGGUAGCAAGGGAGGACAACCUAGGGAUACGAUGACUCCAGAAAUGGCUCAGCAACAGUUUGAAAUGGCCAGUGCCGGAGUGGCAAAGGUGGAGACUCCAGUUACUCAUGACCUGCUUCAACGAGCUUUACGGGACGACGGAAAGGUAUAUGCAAGAGGUCAAGAUAUUAGUGAGGUACAACAACAGAUGAUAGUAACCCCAGCUGGCUUGGAACCUGUGCUUCAACAGACUUACACUGAACAAAGAAUAGAACGUGAUGAGAUGGCUGAGAAAGUGAUCAAAAAUCUGGCGGUUGCCGAGAUGGACGAGUGUUCUGGUAAAGGAGUUCGUGUGAUCAUCAGUGAACAACAACUGGAUCCUGGUUUCGGAUUAUCGCAUGAAGGAAAAGAUAUAGUUACUGUUAAAGAAACAAUUUCCGUCACUCCCUCCUAUACAUCGACUGCCAAAGAUGUCACUCAUGAAGCUAUAAGGCCAAAAAUUGAUGUGGAUCCGUAUGAAGUAGCUCGAUUAGUGGAGGAAGAAAGCGAAGAUGUCGAAAAUACAUUGAAAAUAGCUCCUCCGGAUUUGAUGCUUACCGAAGAAAAAUACGCCAUGAAGAAGAGACUGCAGCAAUUGAGGCUGAAUUCUGAGACAAUGGCUCUAAUUGAAGAGUCUGUGAUCAACCCUGUAGCAACUGCGGACGAGGCUUUGGUAGAAACAGCUCCAGAAGCACUGGUGCAGAUAAUGUACACUGUAGAGAGUGGUGUUACCCCAGAAUGCGCUCCAGACCAAAUGUUCCAUACACUUUUCGAGGAAAAACCUACUGAGCAGAGUGUUGUAUUGAGUUCUGUUAGCCCGGGACCUUUGCAAGACGUUCUAAUACCUCAACAGUUCGUUUUGGAUUUGCACAAGGAACCCUUGUCUGGAGAAUUAAACAAACUGACAGAUAUAUACAAGAAUGUCACUGACGCGGACGACUGGCCUCAUGUCGACGUCUUCCAUACUGCCAUGGAUGACGAGGCCAAACACCCAAAGAAGGAUAUUCCAUCGAGAUCGUUUAAGCCAAUUGCAGAUGAAGAUGUUCCUUGGGGUGAUGAAGAUUUGGAACCUUUAGUGAACAUCGUGGGUGCCGAACCUGAAACCGUUCUGGAACCGUCCAAUGCCAAAGAACUGGAAGAAUCGGGUAACCUGGAGACAGAACUAUCCCACGGAAUUGAGUACUUUGUUGAGGCUGAUCCCAUUCAGUACAUGUCUAGGGUGCAGCUGAGAGGUAGUCACGCACCACCCUGGUUCCCAGGUUAUAUCUAUGCUCUGCCCGAGUUUCCAGAACUAAUCAAAGUGGCCAAGAACCCGGAUGAAGUGUUUAUGGCCAGCUGGAAGGCUUGCCAACCGAAACUUAUGCCAGAUGAAUCACUUUCCAUGUCUAUGUAAUAAAAAAAAAAGUUUUUGUUUAACAUGUCUAUUAUUGACCCUUAUGCUACUGAUUACAGCAAUUGAUUUUUUUAGAAUAUCCUAAAUAUAGCAUCAAACUUA
Molecule: messenger RNA, 1990 nt
Organism: Sitophilus oryzae (rice weevil)
Lineage: Eukaryota; Metazoa; Arthropoda; Insecta; Coleoptera; Curculionidae
Exons: 16
Coding region: 89-1888 (599 amino acids)
Source: RefSeq, a predicted model, not a curated record